AUCCUUGAAACCUUCCUUCUUCCACGCAUUUCAACACCCUCGUACGCUCCCACUUCCCAAAUAUGCCCGCCAAGCUAGAAUCACUAAAGACCGGACAGAGUCUAAGUUCAUAAAACAAGGCAGGAAAAGGAGAAAGAGAGAGAUGGCGAGUUCAUCGCUUCGGGUGUUCGUUCUACCGAGGAGGGAAGAAGGCAUAUCAGGCUGUGAGAUCAGAGAUGCAGCCUCCGGCGAAGGCUGGCCGGCUCACUCGGAGCCUGGUUGUGAACGGCGGCGUGUUCAUCUUCAUCGCCGCGAUUGUCGCCGGCGCUUUCGUCUCCGCCUACUGGAUAUCUGCCAGCGCCAGAGUUGCUUCGAUCAUUCCUGCCGGUUGGGGGCCCCUUCCUCCGCAGCAGCCACCUGCUCCGGCGCCGGAUGCCGCAGAACCAGCGACGACGGCGUGCCCGGCCUACUUCCGGUGGAUCCACGAAGACCUGCGGCCAUGGCGAGCCACGGGGAUCACGCGCGAGACGUUGGAAGGCGCCCGCCGGUACGGCGCCAAGUUCCGGGUGACGGUGCUCGCGGGGCGCCUCUACGUGGCGCGCUACGGCCGGUGCUUCCAGACGCGGGACGUGUUCACGCAAUGGGGCAUCCUGCAGCUGCUCCGGCGCUACGCUGGCCGCCUCCCCGACCUCGAUCUCAUGUUCAACUGCCAGGACCUGCCGGUCGUCAACGCCGGCGACCACGCGCCUCCGCCGCUGCUCCGGUACUGCGGCAGCGAGCCCACGCUGGACAUCGCCUUCCCUGACUGGUCCUUCUGGGGCUGGCCGGAGCUGAACAUAAAGCCAUGGGAAGCGUUGAGAAGGGAGAUCAGUGAGGCGAAUGCGGCGUUGGACUGGACGCGCAGGACGCCGUACGCGUACUGGAAGGGGAACCCGACGGUGGGCGCGGCGCGCCGGGAGCUCCUCAAGUGCAACGUCUCCCGCGAGCGUGACUGGAACGCCCGGAUCUACGCGCAGGCACGCCACAACUAUGCCGCACGUAGUUCAGUGUCAGUAAUGCAUUUUUUUCAGGACUGGAGGACGGAGGUACGAGACGGGUUCAGGGCAUCGGACUUGGCCAAGCAGUGCACGCACAGGUACAAGAUGUACGUGGAAGGGCGCGGGUGGUCGGUGAGCGAGAAGUACAUCCUGGCGUGCGACUCCGUGGCGCUCGUGGUGCGGCCGAGGUUCCACGACUUCUUCUCCAGGGGGCUCGUGCCGCUGCGGCACUACUGGCCCGUGCGCGGCCAGUGCCGGUCCAUCAAGUUCGCCGUGGACUGGGGCAACUCGCACCCAGGCAAGGCGCGGGUAAUAGGAGGAAAUGCGAGCCGGUUCGUGCAGGAGGAGCUGACGAUGGAUAAUGUGUACGACUACAUGUUCCACCUUCUGAGCGAGUACGCUAGGCUGCUGCGGUACAAGCCCACGGUGCCGGGCGGGGCCGUGGAGGUCACCGUGCAGUCCAUGGCGCGCGGAAGGCGAGGGCUGGAGCGGGAGUUCAUGGCGGGCACGGCGGUGAACGUCUCGGGCAGCGCGGAACCGUGCGAGCUGCCGUCGCCGUUCGGGUCCGAGGAGCUGGAGUCGCUGCGGAGGAGGAAAGCCGAUGCGGCGAGGCAGGUGGAGACGUGGGAGGAGCGGUGACCGACGACUGACGAACGAAGGAGAGAAGAGUCAAAGGAUGGCGUACGUACGUGUUCUGAGUUUCUGACGUGCGCAUUGGAUCGACCAUUAUGCAGUAGGAGUGGUGGUGGCAGGGAAGCACGAUGAGAACGGUAAAAGGGAAUUGCAGAGCACGCAGUGCGCUAGCGAUGUUCCGUGGCGUUAGUGCUGUGCGGCAGGAGUAAUGCUAGACUUAGGUAAGAUUACGUAAAUGUUUACGUAAAAAGGAACGUGGUGAGGCGGAAUUGGAUGGAUAGGGGCAGCAGGGGCCCAUCCUGUUAAAAUCCUACAUCUACCUAACACACUACGAAGACUUACCAAAGCUUCCUAACUAAAACUCUAUGCCCCCCUGAUUUUAACGGGGUGGGUCCUUGCUGCCCUUAUUUGUCUAGGGUGUAUCUAGAUGUGCUAUAGUUAUUGCACAUCUAAGUGACACAAUCAAAUAUGAAAAGAAAAAAAAUUAGAAGAAAAUUUUCACACGAAUCUCCGCGUAAGAUCAAUAACAUAGGAUUUAGAUGUGGAAUACUUAUGGCACAUCUAGAUGUGCUUUAGCAAAACUCCAUCCAAUCCCACCUCACCACGUUCCUUUUUACUAAAACAUUUACGUAACCUUACCUAAGUCUAGCAUUACUCGUGCGGCAGUACCAAAGUGCGUCCUGAAAGAUACCGUUCGGUUGUUGGUAUGCUUCACCGGUCGCCAUGGAAGUGAUGGAGCGGUUGAUCCAUGGUAUCCGUACUCGUGACUCAAUUUGGAUUUCUUUUUUACCUCACUUAUACUCUCUCUCUCUCUGUCCCUAAAUAAGUGUCUCAACCUAAAUACAACUUUGUAUUAAAAUUUAUAUAAAGUUGAGACGUUUAUUUUGAGACAGAGGGAGUAUUACUUAGCUCUUGAUGAAUCAUCAUUCGACCUUUCUACGUCUCAUCACCUUCCAUAAAUUAUUCUAGAAAACAUAAAUUCAUUAACUAUGAUCUCUGCACCAGCUGUAGAUAUAUAAUAACAACAUUAUAUACAUAGCCAAAAGACUUGGAGAAAAAUAAUAGAAAAACAACACACAUGAUGGCGGAUUGUGGAACACAAUGCAUGUCAAAAUUGAUUAUGAAUUUCAGUGAUUUCAAUAAACACAAAAAUAUUUACCUUUUGAUCAAACUAUUUUACUUAUUUCAGUUGUACAGAUGAAUCCCAAUUUUCAAAUAUUUUUUUAGAAUUUCAAAUAAAUGUUUAUGUGCUUUGGCCGAAAUGUAAACCAAAAUCAUCGAAAUUAACUGAAAUUUGGUAGGUGCUGAAAUAUUUCCGAAACUAAAACUUAAAACCAUGCUACCUUGUAACCCUAUAAGAGUGCUACCAAGAGAUCAUACACACACAACAAUAAUUAUAUGGCGAUGAGGUGUAGAGAAUGUUAGCCCAUCAAAGCGAGGCCUGCAACCUUUAUAGAAGCAUCCGACCAAGCGCUCACCACACCAUCAUCACUGAAUGCAGUCGAAGGUCCAACAUGGUUCAAUUUUUUUUUAACAAAGUGAAUGCAGCCUCAAAACUUAGGAUCAAAUUCAAACCAUUUAAAGUCAGAUUUAAAUACCUCAACAAUUAUUUAAAUUAAGUGGAUAUUAUUAUGGUCUAGAGUUUAUCCCUCAACCGUGAAAAUGGGUAGUCAUAACUAUUGAACCUAGAUGAUGUCUCGCGUGUUGCUGUAGAAACCUUAUAACAAAUAGUUGCUAAAACAACUAAAUCUGAUGGAAAGCAAAUAUAAGCUUAAAAACAGUAAAACAUAUGAAACCUCUAAAAAAGAAGGAUUUUUUGAUUUACGGUUAAAACGUUGUUUCUAACAAAAAGAGAAGGAUGAACUACAUGGAUAUGUUGCAAACGCCCAACACAAAUAACGUCCAUAAAGAUACAAAAUCUAAUGAAAAAAGUAACUUAUGACUUUCUUUGCGGAAAAAGUAACUUAUGACUAACAUGCAUGAGUUGAUGAUGUUGCGCUACAUGCAUAGAGUAAUGCAAAAAAUUGCUUAUGACUUAAAUGCAUGGUUUGCUCAUGUGGCAUGUUUGCAUAGUUAGAAAAAUAGAUAGAGGGUUGUAGCUAUUUAGGAACAGGGGAUUGUUUGCCUCUUGGCACCUACAUGCAUUAGUUAUUCACUCGACAAAUCAAAACAUAUGAAAGAUUUCAAAAUUCAUGAAAGGAAAAUUUUGACGUAUGACCUAUGAAUUACUAUCGAAAGCACUUUGAGUUUUAGAACAAUAUGAGAGAUAAGUUACACAUAUCACCACAAUAUUUAUCUUUAUUUUGUUUUUAUAAAUCUGGCACGUUUCUACUUACUUAACUCUAACUCGAUGCUUUCAGCCGUUUAAUUUCUCCCACAUUGAAAUCUUUAUAGGGUUUCGAAAAUCAAAACAAGGCCAUACCU
Molecule: messenger RNA, 4073 nt
Organism: Triticum urartu
Lineage: Eukaryota; Viridiplantae; Streptophyta; Magnoliopsida; Poales; Poaceae
Source: RefSeq, a predicted model, not a curated record